Molecule: messenger RNA, 872 nt
Organism: Nelumbo nucifera (sacred lotus)
Lineage: Eukaryota; Viridiplantae; Streptophyta; Magnoliopsida; Proteales; Nelumbonaceae
Source: RefSeq, a predicted model, not a curated record
UGUCUUGUUCCCCAACAUGUCUCCGUUUCCGCUUCCUCCUCGGGUAUUUGGGUGUGUCUACUUCGUCCAUAAUCUGGGUCCCGGGACUAACAAGUUAGAUGCACGAUCUCUUAAGUGUAUCUUCCUUGGCUAUUCCCGGACUCAGAAAUGGUACAAGUGUUACCAUCCCAGUUCUCGUCGUUCCUUGUUAUGUGCUGAUGUUACUUUCUUCGAGUUUACUCCGUUCUUCGUGGGGUCCGGUGAUGCUGCUUCCUCCACAUCACCUCCUCCUCUUCCCCUUCUUGUGGCUGAUCCUCCUCCUCUGAUUCCAGUCGUGCCUACGUCCUUGCCUCCGGUGCCACCGUCCGUUGACUGUCCACCUAUCCGUCACGUGUAUACACAUCGCCCACGUGUACCGGCUGCGACUCCUCCGGCUUCAUCACCGUCGACAGACCCAGCUCCAGAUCCGACACCGGCCUCCGCCCUUGAUCUUCCUAUUGCCUUACGGAAAGUUCAUCUCUUUGUUAUCCUCAGUGGUUGUUCCUAAGGAUGUCCAGGAAGCCCUUACCUCUCCAGAGUGGUGCCGUGCUAUGGAAGAAGAGCUCUCUGCUCUGCAUCAUAAUCACACUUGGGACCUCACCGCUCUUYCUCCUGGGAAGCAGGCUGUCGGUUGUAAGUGGGUGUAUACCGUUAAGUACUUGCCAGAUGGUCGUGUUGAGCGCCUGAAGGCGCGGCUGGUUGCAAAAGGGUGCUUCCAAACCUAUGGCAUUGACUACACAAAGACAUUGUCCCCGGUUGAUAAGAUAGGGUCAGUUCGUGUUGUCAUCUCCCUUGCAGCUAUGUAUGAUUGGCCUCUAYAUCAACUAGAUAUAAAAAAUGCCUUUUUGCAUGGU